AUGUCCUCGCACCUCCACGUCGGCAUCUUCGUCAAUACGACUCUUAACACGAUCGAAGAACUCAAAGCCCGGCGCAAGAGGAAACGCAACGAAGACGACGAAGACGAAGACGACGAAGACGAAGACGACGAAAUUGACGAAGAGCUUGCUGCCCAAAGAAGAGCAGCACGUGAAGAUGCCGCGCGCGAGGCACGACGACUCAAGAUCAAAAGCGAGUCAAAAUUGGACGGAGCUUGA
Capronia epimyces CBS 606.96 is the source of this 237-nucleotide messenger RNA. RefSeq lists its product as uncharacterized. Lineage: Eukaryota; Fungi; Ascomycota; Eurotiomycetes; Chaetothyriales; Herpotrichiellaceae. The record is from RefSeq and is a predicted model, not a curated record. Bases 1 to 237 code for a protein of 78 amino acids. The transcript has a single exon.